CUUGUCUGUGAUGAUACCGAUGUGAUUCUCACGUAGUCAGUGUCAACUCGACGACGGUUCGCACUUCAACUCGCGAUGCGGCUUUCUUGUACCAUUUACACGGCGAUCACGCUCAUUUUAUUCAGCAGCAUAGUGUUGUAUGCCAGCGGCACAGAAAGGUCCCCCAUAUGGAAUCACACUUGGACCGAUCGGCUGAAGCAAGAUCUAUUCGUAAAAUACGACAAGUUCGCCAGGCCGACGCAAUACUUUAAUACCACAGUCGUCAAAUUCGACAUUACUUUGCUUUAUGUCGAUGUGGACGAUUUCAAGUCUACCAUCACCGUCAACGGAUGGGCUAAUCAUAUGUGGAUAGAUGAAAAACUCAAAUGGGAUCCCGCAAAAUACGGAAAUAUCAAACAUAUUCACGUAGGGAGCCACGAGGUAUGGCAACCAGACAUUCUGUUGUAUCACAGUGGCACUGCGGGUACAGUUGAGCAUUAUGGUGACACGGCCUGCAUCAUCUUUAAUAACGGUCGAGUGUUAUGGGUGCCACCGGCGCAAUUUGUCGGACUUUGCGAGUUAGAUCUUCGUCUUUGGCCCUUUGAUACUCAGAUUUGCAAUAUGACGUUCGGCUCUUGGACAUAUCAUGGCGAACAAAUCGAUAUGCGAUUAAGCGAGUCCGAAAACAUGGAACGUAUGUACGUGAAAAAUGCAGAGUGGAAAUUAAUAGAUCUGACCAAAUCGCGUGAAGCAGUCAUCUACUCCUGUUGCCCGGAACCAUACAUCAAUCUAAAUUUCAAGAUGACUUUAAAAAGGAAUUCAGCGCUUUAUUGUAGUAUAUUGCUGAUGCCUGCUGCCGCAAUAGUUUUCCUGGUUCUGGUUACGUUUUGGUUACCACCUCAAAGUGAAAUGAAGAUCAGCGUUGCGGCCUGUACUAUAUUAAUCAUCGCCAUAUUUUUGGGCUUUCUCGGCCUUAAAGUACCAUUAACUGCGACUCCUCCGCUCAUAGUUUAUUUUUAUAGUGGCUGCCUCUGUCUAGAGACAAUAUCGUUAGUAUUAUCAAUAAUGGUGAUCAACAUGUCAAAAAGGGUUUAUUGCAAACCACUUCCAAGAAAUAUUAGGCUAUGCUUAUUAAGUUGGCCUGGAAAACUGUUAGGACUCUCCGAUCUCAUAAGUGUGAUCGAAUCGCGACGGCCUAUGCCAAGUCAGGAGUUGCGCGGCAAACUUACAGAGGAGUCCACUACUAAUUCGACAUCUAACAUUUCCGACGAUGGAGAUCGGCAGAAUAUAAUUUCACCAACGAAGAACACCACACAACUCGAAUGGAUUCUUGCGGGCACGGCUAUGGAUCGUAUAGCUUUUGUAUUGUUCUGUUUGAUUUUAGCAACAAUGGCAAUAGUGUGCAUAGGCUAAUUCAUUACAUGAAAAUAUUCCUAAGUUGAAUAUAUCAACAAUCUAAUAUAUAUAAAUGAUAUAUAUAAAUAAAUCAUAAACUGUUAUUCAAUAUAUUGAUUUAUUUUUGUAAAUAAAUAUCUUUCUUGUAAAAUCUACAAAGGCAAACAAAAAAAUUAUAUAUAUGUAUGUAUAUACACACAUAUACAUAUAUAUAGUAUUAUUGGGAAGAAAAUAUGCAAGAACGUUUCAAUCAGCAUUGGAAUAAUUUCAGAAAGAUUUAUUCUUUGACUGUUAUGAAGAAUUUUAUGAAAAUGUGAAUUUCCCGCAUUGUAAAAUGUUCAAUAAAUAAGCUUAAAAAAUUUUUUGGCAUAAAUAAAAUAUUUAAUCAAGAAAAUUUUUUAAUAUAAUUUUCAGUUUUAUGUACUCAAUGUGUAAAUUUUUCAUUUCUUUCGAUAAUUUAUAUUAAAAAUAAAAAAAUCUUUUAAAAUUAACAAAGAUUCUUAAAUACACAUACAAGGCUUGAAUACAAUGUCUUUUGACUUUUUCAAUCUCUAAUAUAAGCUUUCAUAUUUUUUAUAUAAGUUUGUAGUAUUUAACGAUGUUAGAUAUUACAAAUUACUAUCAGAAAUUACUGUUUGUCUUUGCUAUUUGGGACAUCAACUUCUACAUAACAUAUUUCAAAAAUAAAUAUCUAGAAUAUAGCAAUGUAUAAUAUUCUUAUAAAUAACAGCUGCCAUUGUUUUAAUAUUAUCCCGAUUAAUUUUUAUUUAUGGCAAGAAUCUUUUUAGAGAUAUUCAUUUAGGGAUAUUUAUAACAUUUUUACCAAAUUACAUAAAAUUCAAAGAGUAAAUCGUCUAGAAUUAAAGUCUAGUAUUGCAUUGCAUGAAAAUAUUAUAUAAUAACAUAAAUUAGCGUUGCAUAUGUUUGUGAACAACUCAAUAAAAUAUUAUUAAUUUUCAUU
Molecule: messenger RNA, 2335 nt
Organism: Monomorium pharaonis (pharaoh ant)
Lineage: Eukaryota; Metazoa; Arthropoda; Insecta; Hymenoptera; Formicidae
Product: acetylcholine receptor subunit alpha-type acr-16
Exons: 9
Coding region: 76-1392 (438 amino acids)
Biological process (GO): nervous system process; regulation of membrane potential; chemical synaptic transmission
Cellular component (GO): neuron projection; membrane; synapse
Molecular function (GO): extracellular ligand-gated monoatomic ion channel activity; neurotransmitter receptor activity; transmembrane signaling receptor activity
Source: RefSeq, a predicted model, not a curated record